Molecule: messenger RNA, 918 nt
Organism: Phalaenopsis equestris
Lineage: Eukaryota; Viridiplantae; Streptophyta; Magnoliopsida; Asparagales; Orchidaceae
Exons: 6
Coding region: 1-918 (305 amino acids)
Source: RefSeq, a predicted model, not a curated record
AUGAAUACCUUCAAAGAUAAUAUCCACAGGGCUAAUCUCUUUGAUCUGGGUUUCAAGGGGCCUAAUUUCACUUGGAAAAGGGGAGCUAUUUGGGAGAGGCUAUAUAGAAUAUUGAUCAUAGGCCUAUGCUUAUCAGCAUUACUUUUACUGAUAAUCAUACCUCCCCCUCCCUUUAGAUAUCUCAAUAUGUGGGCAGCACAUCCUUCUUACAACAAGUACAUUGCUGAUUUAUGGAAAGUUCAAGAGGCAGAAAAUGAAGUAAAAAAAUUGGAGUAUGAGGAACAGAUUGGCAAUGUGGAGGAAAAGGAACUGUUGACUGCUCAGAAUAACCUUCUUAGUGCCAUUGAAUAUCAGGAAAAAUUUCUUGAACACAAGUGGUUACAUGAUGAUGCUGACAUAGCCAAAGAUGUUAUAAAUUACUAUAAAAACCUGCUAAAUCAGGAACAACAUUUCAGAAACUACAUUGAGAAGGCAAACUUCUCUACUAAACUGAAUUUUACUGCUAGCCUCAAGCUCACAGAUAUCCCCAAUGAAAAGGAAAUUUGGAAUGCAAUCAGUUCAAUUGACAACAACAAAUCUGCAGGCCCUGAUGGUUUUACUGCUGAGUUUUACAAAAAGUCUUGGGAGGUAAUUAAGAUUGAUGUUAUUGCUGCAGCAACUAGCUUCUUUAAAGGAAAUAACCUUCCAAAGUAUUUCUGUGCUUCCACCACUGUGCUGAUCAGACAAAUUGCUGAAACCAAUUACAGUUGGGAAUUAGGUAAUGGGGAAAUCAAGUUUUGGCUUGACAAUUGGUGUCCCAAAGACUGGCUAUCCCCCAUUACCAAUAUCUACAAUAGUGAUUUGAAAAUGGCUGAUUGCUGUUAUGGUGAUGAAUGGUCCCUAGGUUUGGAAACAGUUCCUAAAUCAGUUGACAAUUGA